CAUAUACUAGAAGGGAAGGAAGUCAUUAGUGUAGAGGAGUACAUUUUGUUGCUGUUGCAGGAUUUCCUUCCAGCAUUUCCCAACCAAAAUUCCAUGGUUUUUAGGGAAUUUUGUUUUUGUUUCUGUUUUCAGCUAAAUAAGAGCUCUUAGAACUGUCCACACAGCACCGUUCCUGCGCGCAUUGCAAGGAUCCCAGGCAAAGCAAAGCAGCAGAUUUUUUAUCUCUUAUGGGACCGUACCUUGGAAUUUACUUUUUUUGGAGGAAAGAUGCAGGAAGGCGGCUGUAAAUCUUUGCGCACAACUGCAAAGCUGCUCGGAGGACAGUGAGUUUGAGAGAGGGGAUCAGACUUGUUUGUGGACAUGAGCAGAUCAGAUGUGUGCAGGGCAGCCUGAGCCAACAGGACACUUCUGGCUUUUGGAUUGCAGAUGUGAGCGUUUAUGACAAAAGAAAACUGCUGUAAUCUGGGCUAAAAAGGCAGCUUUUUCUGACAGUGUGCCCUGCGUUUCUCUAGCACCAUGAAACCCUGGAUGUUAUAUCACAUCAGCGUACUGCCUUCACUUCUUCUAUGAUCUUCUUACUAUUCAUCUUAUUUCAGGCUUUCUUUAAAAAAAAAAAAAUAUUUUCUGGAUUUGGCAAGGAGGAAACUGGAAUCACCUUCUAGGGUUUUUUUUUUUUUCCUGUUUUUUGGGUUUUUUUUUGUUUUUGCUGUUGAUUUCCAAAAAAGUAAAUAUGUUCCAUGUUUAAAGGGGAAAGAAGCAUGACUAUCACCAACUGUAUAAUCCUUAUUCCUGCACCUAUCUCUCAUAUAUCUUGAUGCUCAACAUUUUUGCCUACAAAUAUGAUGAAAUGGCAGCCCCGGAAGAAGGCAUACUUCAGACAGGGUGUUGCCCUCCAGUAUCUCGGUCGCCAUGCGGAUGCACUGGCUGCAUUUGCUUCCGGCUUAGCUCAGGAUCCCAAGAGUUUACAGCUUUUGCUUGGCAUGGUGGAGGCAGCAAUGAAAUCGCCCAUGAGAGAAUCUCUGGAACCAACUUAUCAGCAACUACAAAAAAUGAAACUGGACAAGAGCCCCUUCGUUGUUGUGUCGGUGAUUGGACAAGAACUACUGACUGCUGGUCAUCAUGGGGCCUCAGUGGUUGUGUUAGAAGCUGCACUGAAAAUUGGAACUUGCAGCCUAAAACUGAGGGGCUCUGUGUUUUCUGCGCUAAGCAGUGCUUACUGGUCUCUCGGCAACACAGAGAAAAGUACAGGAUAUAUGCAACAGGACUUGGAUGUGGCAAAGACUCUAGGUGACCAGACGGGAGAAUGCCGAGCCUAUGGAAACCUGGGAUCUGCAUUCUUUUCCAAAGGAAACUUUCGGGAGGCACUUACUAACCACAGGCAUCAACUUGUUCUUGCCAUGAAACUGAAGGAAAGAGAGGCAGCAUCAUCUGCCUUGAGCAGCUUGGGGCAUGUCUACACUGCGAUCGGAGACUACCCAAACGCACUGGCGAGCCACAAGCAGUGUGUUCUCCUAGCUAAACAAUCCAAAGAUGAACUUUCUGAAGCAAGAGAACUGGGCAACAUGGGAGCAGUCUAUAUUGCUAUGGGGGACUUUGAAAAUGCAGUCCAUUGUCAUGAACAACAUUUAAAAAUUGCUAAAGACCUUGGAAACAAACGUGAGGAAGCCCGGGCUUACAGUAACCUUGGCAGUGCCUUUCACUACAGGAGGAACUUUGACAAAGCUAUGUCCUACCACAACCAUGUAUUGGAACUUGCACAGGAAUUGCCAGACAAGGCUAUUGAGAUGCGAGCCUAUGCAGGUUUGGGGCAUGCUGCGAGAUGUAUGCAGGAUUUAGAGAGGGCUAAACAAUACCAUGAACAGCAGUUAUCCAUUGCAGAAAGUCUCAAGGACCGGGCAGCUGAAGGAAGAGCUUCUUCCAACUUGGGAAUAAUACACCAGAUGAAAGGAGAAUUUGAUACUGCACUGAAACUACAUAAAACUCACCUUUCCAUUGCUCAAGAACUAAAUGAUUAUGCAGCCCAGGGCCGGGCAUAUGGCAACAUGGGAAAUGCCUACAAUGCACUUGGAAUGUACGACCAAGCAGUUAAAUAUCAUCGACAAGAGCUGCAGAUCUCUAUGGAGGUCAAUGACCGAGCUUCACAAGCAUCUACGCAUGGGAAUUUAGCUGUAGCAUAUCAGGCUUUAGGUGCUCAUGAUAGAGCAUUACAGCAUUACCAAAACCAUCUAAACAUUGCUCGGGAACUGCGAGAUAUCCAAAGUGAAGCUCGAGCACUGAGCAACCUUGGAAAUUUUCAUUGCUCUCGUGGAGAAUAUAUGCAGGCUGUACCUUUCUAUGAACAGUACCUAAGGAUAUCCCCUGAGUUACAAGAUAUGGAGGGUGAGGGGAAGGUGUGCCAUAAUCUUGGCUAUGCACAUUAUUGCCUUGGGAACUAUCAGGAUGCUGUGAAAUACUAUGAGCAGGAUCUUGCACUAGCAAAGGAUCUUCAUGACAAACUAAGCCAAGCCAAGGCAUAUUGCAACUUGGGUCUAGCUUUUAAAGCAUUAAUGAACUAUAAUAAAGCAGAGGAUUGCCAGAAAUACCUUUUGUCUUUGGCACAGUCCUUGAAUAAUUCUCAAGCAAAAUUCCGUGCACUUGGAAACCUUGGUGAUAUUUUUGUUGCUAAGAAAGACAUAAAUGGUGCAAUAAAAUUUUAUGAACAGCAGUUGAGUUUAGCCCAUCAAGUAAAAGACAGGCGGCUAGAGGCAAGCGCUUAUGCUGCUUUAGGCAGUGCUUACAGAAUGAUACAAAAAUAUGACAAAGCACUGGGGUAUCACACGCAAGAGCUAGAGGUUUUUCAGGAAUUAAAUGAUUUACCAGGUGAAUGCAAAGCUCAUGGUCACCUUGCAGCAGUGUACAUGUCUCUAGAAAAAUAUACAAUGGCCUUUAAGUGUUAUGAAGAACAGCUUGAACUUGGGCAAAAGCUAAAAGAUCCUAGCAUAGAGGCUCAGGUCUACGGAAACAUGGGCAUCACCAAAAUGAACAUGAACGUAAUGGAGGAAGCCAUCGGCUAUUUUGAACAACAGCUAGCAAUGUUACAACAGUUGAACGGAAAUGAUUCCAUGUUGGACAGAGGUCGAGCUUAUGGGAAUUUGGGGGAUUGCUAUGAUGCUCUGGGCGAUUAUGAAGAAGCAAUAAAAUAUUAUGAACAGUACUUAUCUGUAGCCCAGAGCUUAAAUCGUUUACAAGAUCAGUCCAAGGCUUACAGAGGUCUAGGGAAUGGACACAGGUCUUUGGGGAAUUUGCAACAGUCCCUCGUAUGCUUUGAAAAGAGGCUUGUGGUUGCUCAUGAACUGGGGGAAACGUCAAACAAAGCCCAGGCAUAUGGAGAGCUGGGAAACUUGCACAGUCAGCUAGGAAAUUAUGAGCAAGCAAUAUCCUGUCUAGAACGUCAAUUAAAUAUUGCCAGAGAAAUGAAGGACCAGAUACUUGAAAGUGAUGCAGCUUGCGGUCUGGGUGGAGUGCAUCAGCAGAUGGGGGAAUUUGAAACAGCAUUAGAGUUCCAUCAACUGGACUUGCAGAUAGCAGAAGAAACAAAUAAUCCAUCGUGUCAAGCACGAGCGUAUGGAAAUCUUGGACUAACCUAUGAAUCCCUGGGUAACUUUGAGCGAGCUGUUGUUUUCCAAGAGCAGCACCUUAGCAUUGCCGCAGAAAUGAAUGACUUAGCUGCAAAGACUAUAGCCUACAGUAGUUUAGGAAGGACCCACCAUGCCUUACAGAACUACUCCCAGGCCGUUAUGUACUUACAGGAAGGCUUGAGGUUAGCAGAACAGCUGGCCCGUAGAGAAGAUGAAGCCAAAAUAAGACAUCGUCUCGGACUUUCGCUUUGGGCUAGUGGAAACCUGGAAGAAGCUCAACAUCAACUUUACAGAGCUUCAGCGUUAUUUGAAACAAUAAGACAUGAAGCCCAGCUCAGCACUGAUUAUAAGCUCUCCCUGUUCGAUCUGCAAACAUCAUCAUACCAGGCGCUGCAACGUGUGCUAAUCAGUCUCGGCCAUCAUGAUGAAGCUUUAGCCGUAGCGGAAAGAGGAAGAACAAGGGCAUUUGCAGAUCUUCUAGUAGAAAGGCAGACUGGCCAGCAAGAUUCUGAUCCUUACUCGCCUGUGACAAUUGAUCAGAUUUUGGAAACAAUUAAUAGUCAGAGGGGUCUGGUGCUGUACUUUUCAUUAGCUGCUGGUUAUCUGUACAGCUGGCUUCUUGCACCUGGUUCUGGAAUCUUGAAGUUCCAUGAACAUUAUUUAGGAGAGAUCUCAGUGGAGAACACCAGUGAGUUCAAUGAAUCAGGAAGCAUGAGUUUUCAAGGCUCCAGUAACUCUGUUUUAGAGCAGUACAUUGCUAAUGUCCGAGAAACUUUAGGAGUGGACUCAUACUACACCAGGACUUGUGCUAGCAGCGAGACUGAAAGUGAGGCUGGAGAUUACAUGGACCAACAAUAUGAUGACCUUAACAAUAAAAUCAACUCUGUUACAGACCCAACCGGAUUCUUAAGAAUGGUCAGCAGAAACAACACAUUUAACAGGAGUUGCCAGAGUAUGACAAGUCUUUUCAGUAACAACAUGUCGCCGGUGAAGGACAACACAUCGUCUCUUCCUCGAAAGCAAAGCUCUUUCAGCAAACCACCUCUGCGGGCUCUGUAUGACUUGCUCUUAGCUCCAAUGGAAGGGAGUCUCAUGCACUCCAGUGGGCCGGUGGGCAGGCAUCGGCAGCUUGUGUUGGUAUUAGAAGGAGAGCUUUAUCUCAUUCCCUUUGCUUUGCUCAAAGGGAGCUCAUCAAAUGAGUACCUUUAUGAACGCUUCAACCUCAUUUCUGUACCUUCCAUUCGGUCUCUCAGUAUCAAUUCCAAGUCUCACUUCCGGAAGAAUGCUCCAAUUUACUCAAAUUCUACCUCAAUGGCAGCUGUUGUGGGCAACCCCAAACUUCCUCCACCAGUAAUGGAUAGAUGGCUAUGGGGACCAAUGCCUUCCGCUGAAGAAGAAGCUUAUAUGGUGGCUGAGCUACUUGGAUGCCAGCCUCUUGUUGGCAAUUUAGCAACGAAGGAAAAAGUCAUGAGUGCCCUUUCUCAAGCGGAAUGUGUCCACUUUGCCACUCACAUUUCAUGGAAGCUGGCAGCUAUUAUUUUAACUCCUAAUAGUGAAGGUGGUUCGGGAACAACCAAAACAUUUGGCAACACCUAUACAAUUCCUGAGUCUCUCCAAAUGCCGGAUGAUGCCAGCGAUGUAGAAAGCAUAUCAGACUGCCCCCCUCUGCAGGAAUUUUUGCUGACUGCGGCAGAUGUUUUGGAUCUCCGGCUCCCAGUUAAAUUAGUUGUUCUUGGAUCCUAUCAGGAAUCCAGCAACAAGGUUACAGCAGAUGGUGUUAUUGGCCUGACGCGAGCCUUUCUGGCUGCAGGAGCUCAGUGUGUCCUUGUAUCUCUCUGGCCUGUUCCUGUGGCGGCUUCAAAAAUGUUUGUUCAUGCAUUUUACUCAUCUCUCCUAAAUGGAAUGAAAGCAAGUGCAUCGCUCUCUGAAGCAAUGAAAACAGUUCAGAGUAGUAAGCAAUACUCACAUCCAUCAAACUGGGCAGGAUUCAUGCUCAUUGGAAGUGAUGUGAAGCUCAACAGCCCAUCCUCACUGAUUGGACAAGCCUUGUCAGAAAUCCUUCAAAACCCAGAUAGAGCGAGGGAUGCCCUCCGAGUCCUGCUACAUCUGGUUGAGAAGUCCUUGCAGCGAAUUCAGAAUGGACAGCGGAAUUCUAUGUAUACAUCUCAACAGAGCGUGGAGAAUAAAGUUGGUGGAGUUCAGGGCUGGCAGUCACUGUUGACAGCUGUAGGGUUUCGCCUAGAUCCACCAUCCAGCGGGCUUCCUGCAGCAGUUUUUUUUCCUACUUCUGAUCCUGGUGACCGUCUACAGCAAUGCAGUACCACCAUACAGUCACUUCUAGGUUUGCCUCAUUCGGCUCUUCAGGCCCUUUGCAAGCUCAUAACUGCUUCAGAAACUGGAGAACAGCUUAUUAAUCGGGCUGUUAAAAAUAUGGUUGGAAUGCUGCAUCAAGUCCUUGUUCAACUUCAGGCUGGAGACAAAGAACAUGAUUUCUCAUCAGCACCCAUCCAGGUGUCCAUCAGUGUUCAGCUGUGGAGACUUCCAGGGUGCCAUGAAUUUCUUGCAGCUUUGGGCUUUGACCUGUGUGAAGUUGGCCAAGAGGAAGUCAUUCUGAAAACAGGCAAACAAGCUAACAAGAGGACAAUGCAGUUUGCUUUACAGUCACUCCUUGCACUCUUUGAUUCUACAGAGCUUCCCAAGCGCCUUAGUCUUGACAGUUCUUCAUCACUUGAAUCACUGGCUUCUGCUCAGUCUGUUUCCAAUCCAAUGCCUCAAGGAUAUCCAGGUCAUCCAUUCUCACCUCCAUGCCCAGAUGGCAUGGCUUCAGAUGCUAUCUCUGUCUACAGUCUGAGCUCAAUUGCCUCCUCAAUGAGUUUUGUUUCUAAACCCGAGUGUUUAAUAGAGGGAGACCAAAAAAUGCGACAUGAUCACGAUAGGCCAAAACAUAUUUAUUCUCUUAGAACCUCAGCAUCAAGAAGCCAGUCUUCUCCUCAAUCCAACAUUUCACUUGGCAAGGAAGAGCAGGAAGAAUAUGAUGGAUUUUCUAUAAUAAGCAACGAACCACUCCUCACAUAUACAGAAAACACAGAUUCUGGCAUCAAACAGGAUUGUAUGCAGGAAAGCAUUCAUGUGUCUGUUAAUCCUAAAGGUAGCAUAAGUACACCAAACUCCCCUGUCAAGCUGGCUUUAAUCCCAAGUCCAAAUUCUCCUUUUCAGAAAGUCGGAAAGCUUGUAAGUUCUGAUACUGGAGAAUCUGACCAGUCUAGCACCGAAACUGAUAGUACAGUUAAAUCUCAAGAAGAGAACCAAAAGCUUAAUCCUGAAGAGCUAGCUCAAAAAAUAUUAGAGGAAACCCAAAGUCAUCUGAUAGCCGUUGAACGUCUUCAAAGAAGCGGCAGUCAGGUGAUUAAGAGGACCAGUUCGUCUGAUGGUGCUUCUACGCCAAAUGGUGGCUCUAGCUUUAGAUCGUCAGAAACAAGUGCUUUUAGCAGACCUGUUCAGAAAGGAAUGCCUUCCCCUGUUACUGUAAAACCAAAGCCUCCAACAAGGAGUUCUUCUCUUCAGAAAAUAAGCUCAGGCUAUAAUAGCCCAGCAAAUUCAGAAACAUCAUUAAAGGAAGGGAUAGGCAUUCAUAGUGGUCAACCUUCACCAAGCUCAGAUUCUCCACACUUCAGAUUAAAGUAUCCCAGUUCUCCAUACAGCUCACACAUUUCCCGGUCCCCUCGGAACAUAUCUCCAAGCUCAGGGCAUCAGUCUCCAGCAGGAAGUACCUCCUCCCCAGCAUUGUCAUACUCCUCUGCUGGAUCUGCUCGAUCGAGUCCUGCAGAUGCUCCGGAUAUUGACAAAUUAAAACUUGCUGCCAUUGAUGAGAAGGUGAAAGCUAUUCACAAUUUGAAGAUGUUUUGGACAAGUACGCCACAACAGACAUCAGGUCCCAUAAAAAUAUUACGUGGAGCUCCAGGAACAAUGACUUCAAAGAAGGAUGUUCUUAGUUUGUUGAACCUUUCUCCUAGACAUAGUAAGAAAGAAGAAGCUGCGGAUAACCUCGAACUGAAAGAAUUAUCUGUUCAGCAGAAAAACAUUGAUGCUGCGCCACAAAUUCCUCCAAAUGGACAUAAACAGACUGAAAAUAUUAAUGUAGCAAAUGUGACUCAAUCUUCACCAUCCAUUAAUCUACCUGGAACCCUGCGCAGCAUAAAACUGACUUCUGGAAACGGAUAUAAGUUCCUUUCACCUGGAAGAUUUUUUCCUUCUUCCAAAUGUUAAAUUGUCUUUUAUACGACUUUUACUGUGGUAUUGCCAUUUGUAUUUUAUGUCCAAUUGCCUUCAUUUAGUAAAAGACUAAAAUAUUACAUGUGAAGCAGUGGUUAUAAUGAAAUAAAUAUAUAAUAUAAAAGCUCUCUAAAACCUAAAACUAAUAUUUGUAAUUACAUUUUACAGAAUUAUAUUUCAAAAUACAAAGUGUGUAUUAUUAUGUAUCAUUACCAGUAGGGGAAUUAAAACACACAAAGCCAUUUUGAUAUGCAGGCAGAAGAGGUAUCUGUUGUGUAAACUCAGCAUUAAAUAAAAUGUUCAUAACAAGGGCCAUAGGGAUAACACUGUACUAAAGCUUGUAUGUUUCAUGUCCUAUGAGGUGGUCUCUGGAAACCAGGGAAGAGUUUUCUUAGAGAUCCACAGGCAAGUGAUGGGUGGGGCAGCAUGGGUAUUUCCUAAUUUGGGUCAUGUUUGUAUAAUUAUGUCUAUCCAGGAACAUCAUGUAAAUAUCUGCAAUCUGCUGAAAACAAAGCUACAUGUAAAUGGUUAUAUUCUAUUUUAUCCUAGUUCCCUGAUGAUUCUAUAGGCCUAGCUCUUAAUUCGUUGUAGUUGUAGCUCUUAUUUAAGUCAUAUUGUUCACAAAUGAUUAAGCUGCAGCUGCUUUCAUUGACGGAAAUACUGGCAAGUAAAUCUGUAGCUGUGCCCAACUUGCUGCCAAUGGCGCUUAUUCAACUAGACAUCCAUAUAUAUUGCUGAACAUAGUGCAGCCAGUAAAACAUAAUUAUUCAUACAUCCAGAUUUACAUGGACGGAACAAAUGCUUUAUAUCAUUAUCAGUGAUCAGAUUUUGUUAUAUAUUUUAAUAUGAAUUUUUUUAGCACUAAAAGUCACAACUCUUUCAAAAUUUACUAUGCAACUAAAAAUCCGAAUCCAACAAAUUGCCAGCUAAAACUUGUGGAGAUCAUGUAGAAAUCAAUGGCAGAUGUCUUUUCCCUUCCCUGGAGGAUUCCCUUCUUUGCUUGCUGGUUUCAGGGCCACAAGUCGAAAAAAUUCCGAGUUUUGCGACUUUUCUGUGACGUUUUCCUGCACAUACUUUUUCAGUUCAGACUUUUUAGUAAAUGUCAGACAUUCGUGGAAAUGAGUUUAUUCGAAUUUUUAAAGAGAAAAGGAAAGUUAGAGUAAAAAAUCAUAAAACCAAACCAAAUGUAGCAACACGUAUUGUAUGACAAGCAAUCUUUUAAAUGAUGUGAGACCCUUAAUGACUUGGCUGCCUGUAUAGUCGGCUAACCACAUGAUCACUGAUACUCUGAUCUUUGUAGAGCGCUGAAGCCCAACAGCCUGGUAGUAGCACUCUGCUUACGGAUCUGCUGAGACACUGCUCUGUAUGACCCUGUUAGUUUUUUAUAGCCUGGCUUAAAAUAAACACUAUAUAUGUCUUCAAGGUAAUGCUACCAUUAACCCCUCCCCCCCCAAAAAAAUGCACCUUUAAUUACAAGUACAGUUGCAGUGUGGGGUACUGUAAAUACACACAGCAUAGUAUUACUAUUAGAGCACUUUAACACCUGUAUGCUAAAAGUAUUGGAGUCCCUUUAUGAAUACAAGCAAAUGUUUUAAGAAGAAAAUCAGCGCUUAACUGCUAUUCAUACUGGUAUUUGUGUCUAUGCGCUUUGCAGCUUGUGGGAACCGUCAUAUCUCGACUAAGAUUUAAAAUAGGCCCUGGCAUUUCAAGCACGCAAAGGCCCAGGCAGCCCCACUAUAAAGCUCUGGUCUAUGGCAAUUUAUAGCAGCUCCUCUGGUAUUUGCCAGUGUUUCCAUAUUUCCCCUAUGGGCCUGACAAUUUUCACAGUUCAUCUUAAUUUAUUAUUAUCUGUUAUUUAUAUAGUCCCGGCACAUUUA
Molecule: messenger RNA, 9766 nt
Organism: Xenopus tropicalis (tropical clawed frog)
Lineage: Eukaryota; Metazoa; Chordata; Amphibia; Anura; Pipidae
Gene: ttc28
Product: tetratricopeptide repeat domain 28
Exons: 22
Coding region: 840-7883 (2347 amino acids)
Cellular component (GO): spindle pole; centrosome; midbody
Source: RefSeq, a predicted model, not a curated record